UGGGCAGCGCUCCUCGCUCGCCCUCGGACUCGGCUCCGGCUGCGAGUGGUGCCCUGCCCGCGCCCAGCGCCGACCGCCGGGUCCCCACACCGGACCCAGUACCUCGGCUCCCCGGGGCCGGACCGAGGUCGCAAGCAGCGCCGCGGGGUGUGGGGCGGAACCAGGAGAUGAAAUGACAACGUCAACCCUCCAGAAAGCCAUUGAUCUGGUGACAAAAGCCACAGAAGAGGAUAAGGCCAAGAAUUACGAGGAGGCGCUGCGGCUCUACCAGCAUGCCGUGGAGUAUUUCCUCCACGCUAUCAAGUAUGAGGCACACAGCGACAAGGCUAAGGAGAGCAUUCGAGCCAAGUGCAUGCAGUACCUAGACCGGGCCGAGAAGCUCAAGGAUUAUUUACGAAACAAAGAGAAGCAUGGCAAGAAGCCAGUGAAAGAGAGUCAGAGUGAGGGCAAGGGCAGCGAUAGUGACAGUGAAGAGGAUAAUCCAGAGAAGAAGAAAUUACAAGAACAACUGAUGGGUGCUGUUGUCAUGGAGAAGCCCAACAUACGGUGGAAUGAUGUGGCCGGGCUGGACGGGGCCAAGGAGGCCCUCAAAGAAGCUGUCAUUUUGCCAAUUAAAUUCCCACACUUGUUCACAGGCAAGCGUACCCCUUGGCGAGGGAUACUGCUCUUUGGACCCCCUGGCACAGGGAAAUCCUACCUGGCCAAAGCGGUGGCAACAGAGGCCAACAACUCCACCUUCUUCUCUGUGUCCUCCUCAGAUCUGAUGUCCAAGUGGCUGGGGGAGAGUGAGAAGCUAGUCAAGAACCUGUUUGAGCUGGCCCGGCAGCACAAGCCCUCCAUCAUCUUCAUCGACGAGGUGGAUUCCCUCUGCGGAUCCCGAAAUGAAAAUGAGAGCGAGGCUGCCCGAAGGAUCAAAACGGAGUUCUUGGUCCAAAUGCAGGGAGUGGGGAAUAACAACGAUGGGACUCUGGUUCUUGGUGCCACAAACAUCCCAUGGGUGUUGGAUUCAGCCAUCAGGAGGAGGUUUGAAAAGCGGAUUUACAUCCCCUUGCCAGAGGAAGCCGCCCGCGCCCAGAUGUUCCGAUUGCAUCUGGGGAGCACGCCCCACAACCUCACAGAUGCCAACAUCCACGAGCUGGCCCGCAAGACAGAAGGCUAUUCAGGCGCAGACAUUAGCAUCAUCGUGCGGGACUCCCUCAUGCAGCCCGUUAGAAAAGUACAGUCGGCAACACACUUCAAAAAGGUUUGUGGCCCUUCCCGCACCAACCCCAGCAUUGUGAUCGAUGACCUCCUGACCCCAUGCUCACCAGGGGACCCGGGGGCCAUGGAGAUGACUUGGAUGGAUGUCCCUGGUGACAAACUCUUAGAGCCUGUGGUUUGCAUGUCGGACAUGCUCCGGUCUUUGGCCACUACCCGGCCCACAGUGAAUGCAGACGACCUCCUGAAAGUGAAGAAAUUCUCAGAGGACUUUGGACAGGAGAGUUAAAACCUUCUUCACUUGGGCAAUGGUGAAAGUGGGAGGUUGACUGGGGCAAACCCAUGGUACUCCCUACAUCGGUGGCCAGAUCGGGCUGUAGGGCUCAUCCUAAGUCACUACAGUGUCCCCUCUGCCAUCUGGCUGCCAGCCAGGGAGCAGGAAGGAAGGGCCUCCACAGCCGCAGAGACUCCGCUGCCCGCUGGGCACACAGUGAAUCCUGGCUCUUCCUAGUUCCUCCUCCUCUCCUCUCCUGGAUGCUCACCAACUCCUUUCCAUGCCCCUGUGUGUCAUCUUCUUCUUCUUUUUUUUUUAAUCCUUUUUUGUUCCCCUAAAUUAAUGCUGCUUGGAUUUUCGUCUUGUUUAUCAAGAUAAAAUCACCUGGACGCAUCAAGGGUUGAGAGCAGCCGAGAUGUGAAUGGCACAGACUUUGGACGGCUGGCCAGGCCCCACCACGCUGUUCCUUUAAUUCCCAAGUUUUGUUCCUUGAGAACAAAUUGGCUGACGCCCCUACGUCCCUCCCAGCCCAAGCUCUGCCUCAAAGACUGAGAGUAAGAUAAGCCAUUCCUACCCCCCUAGGCUGGCGUCCAGGGCCCUGUGUCUUCUUGCAGGAGGAGAUGGCUUCUGUGAACGCAGAGCUGUUUCCAUCAGAACGAAAGAAGGCCGUCAGGCAGGUUUGCACUGCUGCCUUUCCUCCGAGUGUAGGAACACUGAACCCCGCCACUGCCCCUGGGUCCCUGUCCCGGAAAUAGUCUAAUAAAUCCUUUUCCCUUUUUGA
Lemur catta (Ring-tailed lemur) is the source of this 2252-nucleotide messenger RNA. It is a transcript of the gene VPS4A, whose product is annotated as vacuolar protein sorting 4 homolog A. Gene Ontology annotation, biological process: endosomal transport; vacuole organization. Bases 173 to 1486 code for a protein of 437 amino acids. Gene Ontology annotation, molecular function: ATP hydrolysis activity; ATP binding. The record is from RefSeq and is a predicted model, not a curated record. The transcript is spliced from 11 exons. Lineage: Eukaryota; Metazoa; Chordata; Mammalia; Primates; Lemuridae.